Molecule: messenger RNA, 937 nt
Organism: Cuscuta campestris
Lineage: Eukaryota; Viridiplantae; Streptophyta; Magnoliopsida; Solanales; Convolvulaceae
Source: the annotation of a GenBank genome assembly
CACAUUCUUGAAAACAACUCUAUUCACCCCCCCUCUAGAUUUGCACAUUUGUCUAACAAUUGGUAUCGGAGCAGGAAGUUCUUCGAAUACGUUAUUUUUCAGGAGCUAAAAGAUCAAAUGGCAUCAAGGAUGUUCAACGCAGGAGUGACCGAGGGACAAUCAACCACGAGGCCACCUUUGUUCGAUGGAACAAACUACUCAUAUUGGAAGGAGAGGAUGAGAAUUUUUAUCCAAUCCAACGACUACAAGCUGUGGUUGAUUGUGAAGAACGGCUGCGGAGUCCCGAUGAAGAAAGUCAGUGAGGUCAACGUUCCCAAAACCGAAGAGGAGUUCACCGACGAAGAUUGCAAAAAGAUGGAGCUCAACGCAAAGGCAAUAAACAUGAUUUAUUGCGGUGUUAAUGCGGAUGACUACCGCAAAAUUUCGCGGUGUGAAACCGCAAAACAAAUGUGGGAGAAAUUGGAGGUCACCUACGAAGGAACGGCGCAGGUUCGGGAGGCCAAAAUCGACCAUCUUACUCACGAGUACGAACUCUUAUCAAUGAAGGAAAACGAGAAGAUUGAGGAAAUGUUUGAGAGGUUCUCUAACAUCAUUAAUCCUCUCAAUCUUCUCGGGAAGACCUACACCGACCGAGAGCUCGUGAGAAAGGUGCUGCGAAGCGUAUCCCCCAAAUGGCGUUCAAAGGUGGACGCAAUCGAAGAAGGUCGUGACUUCCAAACAACGACCUAUGAUGCUCUUCGAGGAGGUUGGAACCCCCAUUUUCUUCCUUCUCUCUAAUCCGAAAUUCUCCUCCUCCAUCACUAAUAUCUCACCACUUUCUUCAUCCAAACACAUAAAAAUUACUCCAUCUUCAUCAUCAUUUAUCAUAUUUGGAGCUCAAGAACACAUCUUCCAUUUUGUAAGAUUUUUAUUAUUGUAAUAAAUAUUUAUUUGUUUA